UUCGCUGUUCUGUUUUGUAUAGCUGCAGUGCUGCACUAAUUCAGAGCAGUUGUCCGUCAGCAGUCGGUUCAAUAAGGUUCUAAAAUUUCCACGUAAAAAUGUAUAAGAUUUUCGUUUUCUUGGUUAUCGUUGGUGCUGCCAGCGCUAUGAACUUCCGUUUGGGAGCUCCUCUCCUCUCUAAAGUCAGCUACCAGCCAGCCAAGUACACUCACGUCCGACCGGAAGUCACAGUUCAGCAGCCGGAAUAUAGAUUCAAAAAAGUGUCUGACCUGCCUAUCCUAGUUAUGGUCGCCCAGCCGUACUAUUACACCGCUCCCGUUGUCCACCCUCUCCUAUCCCCUAUGAACUUCGGUUUGGGAGCUCCUCUUCUCUCCAAAGUCAGCUACCAGCCAACCGAGUACACCCACGUUCGACCGGAAGUGACAGUUCAGCAGCCGGAAUACACACAUAAGAGCUUGCCUGUCCCAGUUCCAGUCGCUCAGCCGUACUUCACCGGUCCCGUUUUUCGCAACUUUGUCGCUGCUCGCCAAUUUCCAGCUUAUCCUGGAUUCGGUGGUUUCCCAUUGGGUUAUUAUUAAGCGAAAAAAUUAUUAUUCCAAAACAUAUGUUGGGCUAGCAUUUUAAUGAUGUUUAUCAAUAAGGAUAACGGGUGCGCUUCAUUUCUUACAAUAUAAGCUCACGGUAGUCAUAGAUCAGGUUUAGCACUGAAUUAUAUUGAAUACGUGUUGUCAGCUGAGCUAAACGUGGUUACUAAGCAUAAAAUUCUUAUUUCAUAAUCGUGAGAAUAGUUAUAUGAUUUGACUACGACUGUGGGAAAUAAACGUAUGAUACCCGUCAA
Messenger RNA from Daphnia pulex (common water flea), 838 nucleotides. RefSeq lists its product as uncharacterized. The coding region runs from base 99 to 578 and encodes 159 amino acids. NCBI's taxonomy places the organism in Eukaryota, Metazoa, Arthropoda, Branchiopoda, Diplostraca, Daphniidae. The transcript has 2 exons. The record is from RefSeq and is a predicted model, not a curated record.